Meriones unguiculatus (Mongolian gerbil) is the source of this 4284-nucleotide messenger RNA. It is a transcript of the gene Il21r, whose product is annotated as interleukin 21 receptor. The coding region runs from base 424 to 1995 and encodes 523 amino acids. Gene Ontology annotation, cellular component: membrane; external side of plasma membrane. The transcript has 9 exons. NCBI's taxonomy places the organism in Eukaryota, Metazoa, Chordata, Mammalia, Rodentia, Muridae. Gene Ontology annotation, molecular function: cytokine receptor activity; protein binding. Gene Ontology annotation, biological process: cytokine-mediated signaling pathway; immunoglobulin mediated immune response. The record is from RefSeq and is a predicted model, not a curated record.
GCUGGUGGCCCUGUGCUUCAGGCGAGUGCAGCAGCCAGCCCACUUCUCCUACAGUGUGUCUGACGGUCGCUUGCCUGUCUGACCGCAGGUCUGUCCAUCCCUGGGGCAGCCGGCUGGCCCCAGCCCCAGCCCAGGCAGAGCCCUGUCUCUGUUUGUCUGCCUCAGCCGUGCUGACUUCCACUGUGUAGGCUCUGUCCAGAUGCCCAGCUGGCCCCCGGCCCCAGGACCAUCUCAGUGGCGACUCCCCUAGGUUCUGGACUUACACCCGACCAGGCCCCUGCCCACCUUCUCAAAACCACACCUCCCACCCCCAUCCUGAGUCCCUCUGUGACUGACCCCCACCCCCAGGAGGCCACCCGAUUGCUCCAGCCUGAGGAAUGGCUUUCUGAGGAGGACACUGAAGGAGCGGGUCUGGCACACACUAUGCCACGGGGCCUGGCUGCUCCUUUACUCCUGCUAAUCCUCCAGGGAGUUUGGGGCUGCCUGGACCUCACUUGCUAUGCUGACUACCUCAAUACCAUCACCUGUAUCCUGGAGACGUGGAGUCCCCACCCCCGCAUACUCAAUCUCACCUGGCAAGAUGAAUUCGAGGAACUUCAGGACAAGGAAACCUCCUGCCACCUGCACAGGUCGGGCCACAAUGCCACGCAUAUGAGGUACACGUGCCACAUGGCCUUGGCUCAAUUCGCGCCCGAUGAUAUUUUCACUGUCAAUGCGAUGGACCAGUCUGGCAACAGCUCCCAAGAAUGUGGCCACUUUGUCCUGGCUGAAAGCAUCAAGCCGGCUCCCCCUUUCAAUGUGACCGUGACCUUCUCAGGACGCUAUCAUAUCUCCUGGCAUUCAGAUUAUGAAGAAGCCUCCGGCUACAUGCUGAGGGGCAAACUACAGUAUGAGCUGCAGUAUCGGAACCUCGGAGACCCCUAUGCUGUGAGGCCGGUGACCAAGCUGAUCUCAGUGGACUCAAGUACCAUUUCCCUUCUCCCUGAAGAAUUCCAAAAAGGCUCUAGCUACCAGCUGCAGGUGCGGGCAGUACCCCAUCCAGGUACUACAUUCAGAGGGACCUGGAGUGAGUGGAGUGACCCGGUCAUCUUUCAGACCCAGACUGAGGAGCCCAAGGCAAACUUAGAUCCUCAACUGCUGCUGCUCCUCCUGAUUGUCUUGACCCCUAUCCUGGUUUUCAUGAGUCUGAAGAUCCACAUGCUUUGGAGGCUGUGGAAGAAGAUAUGGGCACCUGUGCCCAGUCCUGAGAGUUUCUUCCAGCCCCUGUAUGGGGAACACAGCGGGAACUUCAAGAAAUGGGUGGAUACCCCUUUCACGGCCUCCAGCCUGGAGCUGGCACCUCGGAGUCCCACAGCAACCCCAGUCCUACAUCUGUCAUCAAACCCAGCCAAGGAGAAGAAGUUCCUGGGCCUGGAAGAGCAGCUGGAGUAUGAUGGAAUGUCUGAGCCUGGCCAGUGGUCCACAGUCCCCUUGGCAGAGACACCUUACAGUGAGGAGAGAGACCGACCAUAUGGUCUGGUGUCCAUUGACACAGUAACUGUGGGGGAUGCAGAGGGCCUGUGUGUCUGGCCCUGUAGCUGUGAGGAUGACGGUUACCCAGCCCUGAACCUGGAUGCUGGCCCAGAGUCUGUCCCCGGUGCAAAGGAUCUGCUCUUGGUCACAGGCACUGCUUUUCUGUCCUGCGGCUGUGUCUCGGGUGGAGGCCUCAGGCUGGGAGGCUCCCCAGGCAGCCUCCUGGACAGGCUGAGGCUGCCCCUUGCCGAGGAAGGGGACUGGACAGCAGACCCACCCUGGAGAACUGGGUGCCCAGGAGGGGGCUCUCAGAGUGAAGCAGGCUCACCGCCCGGCCUGGACAUGGACACUUUUGACAGCGGCUUUGCAGGUUCAGACUGUGGCAGCCCUGUGGAGAGUGAUGAAGGGCCCCCACGCAGCUAUCUCCGCCAGUGGGUGGUCAGGACCCCUCCCCCUGAGGACAGUGGAGCCCAGGGCAGCUAGCAUACAGUAACCAGAUGUAAUGAGAAGAGGCCAGAAGCCUGUGGUCUCUGGGUGUGCCUCUGAGCCUGACAUUUACAGUGUGAAUGUGUAGGGGUGAGUGUGUGUGUGUGUGUGUGUGUGUGUGUGUGUGUGUGUGUGUGUGUGUGUUCAUGUGUGGCUUGGGUGUUCAUUGGUACCUCCAUUUGUGAGCAAUGCCUGUGCAUGCUCUGUGUUCACUGUCACGCCUGUGUGUCUUGCCUGAUCUUACGUGUGUAUGAAUGAAUGUAGGUAUUUCUUAGACACAAGCCUCUGAGUCCUCCCCUGCACACAUGUGGGGUGGUCACAGUGUCAAAGGAUUGGUCCAGAUUGCUGCCCCAGGGUACUGGCACCAAGCCCAACCCUACCAGGUGCCACCUCCAGGACCUAUGAAGUCCUGGCUGUUAUCUUUUCUCUUCAUGAAGAGGAUGGAGUGAGCUUUCAGUGUCCAUUGGAGUGAGAAGAUCUGGGGGGACCUGGGGAUGUAGUUGGAAACUCCAGCUCUGGCGGUGCCAGGCUCUGCAGCCUGGAGAAGCUGCUUCUGAACCCUGCUGACUUUGCCUGUCUGGACAUUAAGAAGGGCAGGACUGCCCUCGACAAGCCCUGUACAAGCUGAAGCCCAGCUCAGCUUCUUGCCUUCUGUGGCUCCUAGGAUCACACGCGUGUGCCCUGGGGUGGAAGGACAUAGAAUCAGCCUGCACCCAGAGCCUGGAUACCUGUGGCAUCGUCCUGCCAAGGGCGCCGAGCAGUUUCCAGACACACACGGUCUGCUCUCUCAGAAGCAGUCCCGCCAACCAAGCUGGGUUUUCUCUUGUUUGUUUUGGUUUUGUUUCUGGCUUCUGCUGCCUAUUAAAAAUAAUAAUAAUAAUAAUUCUUGCUGGGUGGUGGUAGUGCACACCUUUAAUCCCAGCACUCUGGGGGUGCAGGCAAGGAUAAAGGUGGAUCUCUGUGAGUUGAAGGCCAGUCUGGUUGGUAGAGUACAAAGUGAGUUCCAGGGCAGCCAAAACUACACAGAGAAACCCUGUCUCGAUAAAGGAAAAGAAAAAAGACAGACAGAUAAUUCCUCUAAAUACCCAGGAAAUGUUUACCAAGUACCAGGCACGGGGAAAGGGUACAGAGCACAAUGCCCACAGAACCCUCUGUAUGAUACCCACAGAGGGCAGGGCCAUAAAGGAGCCAUCCAGAACCUGCUCUGGGCACUCUGUGGACAGUACCUGCUUUUCCCCUGCCUGCCCUGAGUGGGCAUCUCUUGCAUCCAAUGAUUCUUGCAAGCGUGCUGUGUGAAGUACUGGGAGGUCCUGGGACAUUCCACCCCAGACACUAGCGCUAUUUAGAGAGUGCCAAGAUUGCUUAGACCUUGCUGUCUUUUACUUUCUUCUCUCCCUCCCUCAUCCUUCCUCCCCUUCUUCCCUUCCUUUGUCCCUUUCUUCUUGAACAGUCUGUUCGCCCUGCAAGGAUACACACCGGAGAUGCACUGUGGUAUUUGCAAAACCAGGCAGGGCUGAGGCAACAGAAGGCCCGGCCCUGUUCCUGACCCUGUGGGAUGCCUCCGUAAUGGCUGGGACUCCAGAAUCUCUCCUCUAUGGCGCAGUCUGUCCAGACUGCAGAGCUGGGCUGGGAAGCAGUGAGCAGCGAUCAGCUCAUCUAUAUAAAGCAGGGGAGCUUGUGGAAUCACCAAGGAAUGCAUGCGUGUCCUCUGUAACUGACUCAGGGCUGGGAAGUUCUGGAAUACUGGCAGUUUCAACAGUGAGACUGAGCUGAACCUAGGACCAGGGUGUGAGAGGCUCAGACCAACAAAACCACAACUCCUUUCCUGCACAUGCAUACAGCCCCACCCUGCAGCAGCCCAGACACUUAGACCAAAGCGUGCUGUGGUUUUCACAUCCUCUGGGAGCCUCAGACUGCAGGUGUUCUUGGCAGCUCUCCAGGGAGCCAGUUCAGCCCCCACCAGUCCCCACCUGCAGAAAGAGCUCCUGACUAGGUGUAGACAGGAAGAACAUUCGGGGCUGAGGAGCUGGCCCUCACCACUUCCAUUUUGAAAGGACACCACUCACGAACAAACAUGAAUGCAAAGUCGGAGGCAAGACCUGGGCCACCUAGGAUUAGCAGUGGGUAGAUAGGAUGAUGGUGAAAGGCUUGAAGGGAUGACAGCUGGAUGGAGAGACAGAAACUCGGCGCAAGAGCUGGUAGACCAGAUGCAGUCUUACGAAGCUAGUUGCUCUGUCUGCUCCCGGUUUUGCCCCCAACCCCAUACAUAACAGGUGCUUAGUAAAG